AUGCUGUUGCGAAUGGAAAUCGAAGUUGAUGGAGGUCGGAAAGCUAUUAUCAUUUUCGUCCCAGUUCCUCAACUCAAGUCUUUCCAGAAAAUCCAGGUCCGGCUGGUACGCGAGCUGGAGAAGAAGUUCAGUGGGAAGCACGUGGUCUUCAUCGCUCAGAGGAAGGAUUCUGCCCAAGCCAACUCAAAAAGCCGAACAAAGAAUAAGCAGAAGCGUCCCAGGAGCCGCACGCUGACCGCUGUGCACGACGCCAUCCUGGAGGACCUGGUCUUCCCGAGCGAGAUCGUGGGCAAGAGGAUCCGCGUGAAGCUGGACGGCAGCCGGCUCAUCAAGGUGCAUCUGGACAAAGCGCAGCAGAACAACGUUGAGCACAAGGUUGAAACUUUUUCUGGUGUCUAUAAGAAGCUCACGGGCAAGGACGUUAAUUUUGAAUUCCCAGAGUUCCAGCUGUAAAGAAAAAUGACUAAAUAAAAUACAUUCUUAGUAUUGU
This is a messenger RNA of Myotis brandtii (Brandt's bat), 490 nucleotides long. It is a transcript of the gene RPS7, whose product is annotated as ribosomal protein S7. The record is from RefSeq and is a predicted model, not a curated record. Gene Ontology annotation, biological process: rRNA processing; translation; ribosomal small subunit biogenesis. Gene Ontology annotation, cellular component: cytosolic small ribosomal subunit; small-subunit processome; ribosome. The coding region runs from base 1 to 453 and encodes 150 amino acids. Gene Ontology annotation, molecular function: structural constituent of ribosome. Lineage: Eukaryota; Metazoa; Chordata; Mammalia; Chiroptera; Vespertilionidae. The transcript is spliced from 5 exons.